Molecule: messenger RNA, 2196 nt
Organism: Aureobasidium pullulans EXF-150
Lineage: Eukaryota; Fungi; Ascomycota; Dothideomycetes; Dothideales; Saccotheciaceae
Product: TPR-like protein
Exons: 2
Coding region: 131-2032 (633 amino acids)
Biological process (GO): cell division
Molecular function (GO): protein binding
Source: RefSeq, a predicted model, not a curated record
ACCAUCCUCGCCAUAAACAGAUACUAUAGUGCAUUUUAACAAUUCAGCUCUUAUACCUUGCAUCUGUUCCAAUUGCAUCAUAUCCCGCCUAGACACACCUAAAAAUCAAAACAACAGAACCGCCGUGCACAUGGAAAAGUUCCUCCGCGACUGGAGACAGGAUGCUCUGAACAAACACCAGUACGAGUCAGCCAUCUUUGUUGGUGACAAGCUGCUCGCCUUGACCAACAAUGACAAGGACGCCUUCUGGCUGGCUCAAGUCCACUUCUCGACAGCAAACUACACACGCGCCCUCGGUUUCCUAUCUCGUCAAGACCUGAUCGCACGCAAUCCAUCAUGCAAAUACCUCGCCGCACAUUGUUACGUCAAACAGAAUCGAUACGAUGAGGCAUUACAUAUCCUCGGCGACAAGAACCCCGUCCACCUCAUCACCUCCUCGGAUCGAUCGCGUCGGAAACUGCAACAUCUCGAUCCACGCAAUGGUCUUGGGAAGCUGGCGAAACUGCCACAGUUGAGAUCGGAUCGAGUGGAUCGCAGUGAAGAAAGAGACAAGGAAGACAUGAGCAAUAUUCGUUUCGAGGCCGCCAUGUGCUAUCUACGUGGUCUUUGCUACGCCAAACAAAACGCCUUUGAUCGUGCGAAAGACUGCUACAAGGAUGCCGUACGGAUAGAUGUCUUGUGUUUCGAAGCUUUCGACCAGCUCAUGAAGAACUCGCUCAUGUCUCCAGCCGAAGAAUGGGAGUUUCUAGACUCUCUAGACUUCGAUAGUGUCAGCGCCUCCGACACUCCUACCUCGAAUAUGCAAGAAGCUGGAGAGUUUACAAAAAUGCUCUACAUGACGAGGUUGUCCAAGUACAGCAGACCCGACGACUUCAACGCCGCCGUCGAAACCCUGUCGACCCACUACAACCUCUCCAGCAACUCUUCCAUCCUCCUCUCCAAGGCCGAACUCCUAUUCACAAACUGCCGCUUCCGAGACGCUCUCUCCCUAACAACCCAAAUCGUCGAAACGGACCCUUACAACUUCUCCGCCUUGCCCGUCCAUCUAGCCGCUCUCUUCGAAUUGAAAGAAACAAAUGCGCUCUUCCUGUUAAGUCACGAUCUAGCAGACACACAUCCAGAAGAAGCCUGUACAUGGCUAGCAGUAGGAACCUACUACCUCUCCAUCUCCCGCAUCCCCGAAGCCCGUGGCUACUUUUCCAAAGCAUCACUCAUGGAUCCUCAUUUUGGCCCCGCCUGGAUCGGUUUCGCUCACACCUUUGCCGCAGAAGGUGAACACGAUCAAGCCAUUUCCGCCUACUCCACCGCAGCACGCUUGUUCCAGGGUACACAUCUCCCUCAACUCUUCUUGGGUAUGCAAAAUCUGUGUUUGGGCAAUUUAUCGCUAGCAAAGGAGUAUUUGGAAACGGCGUAUACAAUGUGUGAAAAUGAUCCGCUGGUCCUUAAUGAAAUGGGAGUGGCGUACUAUCAAGAAAACGCGUUCGAUUCUGCCAUCCGGACGUUUGAAUUGGCCAUCAGUAUCUCCUCUGAGAUUUCCACUUCCUCUGCAUCAUCGCUGGAUACGCGCACGAAUUUGGCACAUGCCUAUCGUCGCUGUCAGCGGUUCCCCGAAGCUCUGGAGACAUUCUCGGAAGUCCUCAGGUUAGGAGGGAAAGACGCGGGCAUUUUCUCAGCCAAAGGGUUGGUGCUUUUGGAGAUGGAAGAAUGGUUUGAAGCUACGGUCGUGUUGCAUGAAGCACUUGCUCUAUCGCCGCAAGAUCCCAUCGCCACUGAACUUUUAUCUCGCGCGUUGGAAGGAUUGGAAGGGGAAUCCAGAGCGGCGGAUACAGAGGAUGAAGAAAUGGAUAGGGUUUUAGAGCAGAAGUUGGCUCUGGCUGAGAGAAAUAACAGGAGAAGAAGGAGGGGAAGGGGAGGCUUGGAGAGUGAAAUCGAGAUGGAGGAGUCAGGAGUAGAGAUUUCAGGCGUGGAGAUGACUGAGGUCUCUGGUGUUGAUGGAGAAGAUUGGACGGGAGCUGAUGAGUCGGGGGUCUAGAACGCUGUUCUACACUUCGAGUGGGAGUGUUAGAUAUCCUAGGUUGUCUUUCCCUUUCUGCUUGAUUAUGCAUAUUCUUUACGAUUACUGGAUUCUCUUCUGAUAUGCAUUUGUGCUGUGUCAGAGAGCUGUGUUUACCCCUUUUUCUUUUUUUUCCGCCUUUU